Molecule: messenger RNA, 1900 nt
Organism: Arvicola amphibius (Eurasian water vole)
Lineage: Eukaryota; Metazoa; Chordata; Mammalia; Rodentia; Cricetidae
Gene: Irf7
Product: interferon regulatory factor 7
Exons: 10
Coding region: 488-1882 (464 amino acids)
Biological process (GO): regulation of transcription by RNA polymerase II; immune system process
Cellular component (GO): nucleus
Molecular function (GO): DNA-binding transcription factor activity, RNA polymerase II-specific; protein binding; RNA polymerase II cis-regulatory region sequence-specific DNA binding
Source: RefSeq, a predicted model, not a curated record
CACUCCGCCCCGCCCCUGACCCGGGUCCUAUAAAAGCACUGGGCGCCUCGUUCUCUCUGAGAUAAAACCGUCCCGGCGGCUCCGGCACCAGGGUCCGGCCUGCGACAGCCCAUCCAGGCUUGGACGCUGGAUCAACACCUGUGACUUCACGUGUGCGCUCCCGCUACAUCUGUAGUCAUAUCCAUAGCCACCUUGGCCGAGGAAUCCACACUUAGUUUCGGAACCUAGGUGGCUAUAAGUUCUCAGACCGCAUUUGUGACCCUUAACACCCUACACCUGGGUCACACUUGCGAUAAAUUCCCACUUGUGACCAACACAUAUAAUCACAUUUGUGACACUUGGCCACACUAUCCGUGGCUACAACCUCAAACCUUAGUGACACCCAAAGGACUCUUACUUCAUUUGUAAUACCUGACUGCUGCAGAGACUGCAGCCUAUCCCAGAGUAGGACCUACUCUGAUUCUCCCAGACUGCCUUUGUAGAAGCAAUGGCCUCAGAGAGGGGGUCCCAGCGCAUACUGUUUGGAGAGUGGCUUCUGGGCGAGGUCAGCAGCGGCCAGUACGAGGGCCUGCGGUGGCUGGACGAGGCUCACACAGUCUUCCGUGUGCCCUGGAAGCAUUUUGGGCGCAAGGAUCUGGAUGAAGCUGAUGCCCGGAUCUUCAAGGCCUGGGCUGUGGCUAGAGGGAGGUGGCCACCUAGUGGAGGUAACCUACCACCCCCAGAGGCUGCAGAGCGAGCAGGCUGGAAAACCAACUUCCGCUGUGCACUUAGGAGCACACGUCGCUUUAUCAUGCGUAAAGACAAUUCAGGGGACCCUGCUGACCCACACAAAGUAUAUGAACUUAGCCUGGAACUUGGCUCCACUGAAGGCCCAGCCAUGGAAAACGGGGAAGAAGUGGCCGUCGGCAAUGCCUUACCUGCACAGGCUGUGUCCCUAGGACCCUUCCUGGCAAGAGGAAAUGCUGAGCUUCAGACUCCAAGCCCUCUGUUCUCUGGUGAUGCUGGGGACCUCUUGCUUCAGGUUCUGCAGCAAAGCCUCCUGGAGGACCACCCACUAGAACCUGAGCCUGGGGCAGACCCAGCUCCAUCACAGGAUCCUGGCCGGGAGCCAGAACAUGCUUCUGAGGAGCUUCAUGCAGCAUGGCAGGUGGAAGCCGUCCCCAGCCCCAGGCUUCAACACCCAACUUUGAUGACUGAGCACAAUCUAGGGUCCCUGGCUGUGACCAUCAUGUACAAGGGCCGCACAGUGCUCCAGGAAAUGGUGGGACACCCCAGCUGCGUGUUCCUGUAUAGCCCCAUGAGCUCAGCGAUAAGAAACUCAGAGCCCCAGCCAGUGAUUUUUCCCAGCCCUGCUGAGCUCCCGGAUCAGAAGCAGUUGCAUUACACAGAGACACUUCUGCAGCAUGUGUCACCAGGCCUUCAGCUGGAGCUGCGGGGGCUGUCACUGUAUGCCCUGCGCAUGGGCAAGUGCAAGGUGUACUGGGAGUUGGGCAGCCCCAUGGGCUCCACCAACCCAUCCACCCCAGCCCAGCUGUUGGAACGCAACUGCCACACCCCAAUCUUCGACUUCAGCACUUUCUUCCGAGAGUUGGACGAGUUCCGGGCCCGGAGGCGGCAAGGAUCACCAUACUACACCAUCUACCUGGGUUUUGGGCAAGACUUGUCAGCAGGAAGGCCCAAGGAGAAGAGCCUGAUUCUGGUGAAGCUGGAGCCAUGGCUAUGCAAAGCACACCUGGAAGGUGUGCAGCGUGAGGGUGUGUCCUCCCUGGACAGCAGCAGUCUUGGCCUGUGCCUGUCUAGCACCAACAGCCUCUAUGAUGAUAUCGAACACUUCCUCAUGGACUGGAACAGUGUGCCUACCCAGAACUGCAAAUCCCAAUAAAGAGAGUCUAGAACCAGU